CCCUCAGUGGAGGGAAAGAGAGACGGAGAGAGAGACACGGGAGAAGGGAGAGAGCGAGGACAGGCACCGAUAAAAAUAAGAGUGGGGGAAAGGAAAGAGAGAGAGAGGACAAAGUUUUUGUAAUAAAAAAAAAUAUAUAUAUAUAUAUAUUUUUUUUAUCCCUUUUUCCUCCCCAAUUUUGUGGAAUCCAAUUGGUAGUUACAGUCUUGUCUCAUCGCUGCAUCUCCCGUACGGACUCAGGAGAGGUGAAGGUCAAGAGCCGUGCGUCCUCUGAAACGAGGAAGGACAAAGUUGAGUUGAGAGGCAGUCAGAGAUAGACUGAGGAAGAGAGAUAGAGAGAGAGAGAGAGAGAGAGAGCAGGGAAUCAAGUAAGCAAGUAAGAGAUAUACUGCAAGCGUCUCAGCUCUUCCCUGACGUGUCAUGGAUUUGCGGUGCUGGAUAGCCCUCCUGUUUGGACUAGUUGGGAAUCAGGAGUAGCAGCAGCAACAGCUUCCACCCGAAGGAAGGAAAGAUGCCUUCUGUGUCUCUCAGCCUGCCCGUUGCCCUAGCCGGGCGAGCCCGCACCUGGGUCUGCCUCUCCUGCAUGUUCUGGCCUGAGGAGUUUGAGGGGAUCCAUUCACACACCUUUCGGGUGAAGACGUUCAAGAAGAGCAAGCACUGUGGCGUGUGCAAACAGACCGUCAGCCAGGAGGGGCUAAUUUGCAAAGUGUGCCGGCUGACUUGCCACAAGACAUGUGAAGUGAAGGUACCUGGUAACGACAUCCCCCUGAAGCAUGUAGAGACCUUGGGCUCCACAAAGUCCUCCAAGAGUAUGGAGUUUCCACGCAGACCAUCAAGGAGUGUGAGUCUGCUGCAGGCCCUGGAAGAGAACUAUGAGUUGGACCUGGUCUACAUCACUGAGAGGAUCAUCUCAGUCUCCUUCUCCAGCUCUGUGGAGGAGAGCAGCUACUCUGCAAACCUCCAUGAGGUGGCUUCCAUGCUGCGCUCCAAACACCAAGACAACUACCUGCUCUUCAACCUCAGCGAGAAACGCUCUGACAUCAACCAGCUCAACCCAAAGGUGUUGGACUUUGGCUGGCCGGACCACCACGCUCCUGCCCUGGAUAAGAUCUGCACUAUCUGUAAGGCCAUGGACACUUGGCUGAGUGCAGACAGUCACAAUGUAGUAGUCAUACACAACAAGGGGAACCGAGGGCGAACAGGAGUGGUGGUGGCAGCAUACAUGCAUUACAGCAACAUAUCAGCCAGUGCCGACCAGGCCCUGGACAGGUUUGCCAUGAAGAGGUUCUAUGAAGACAAAGUGCUUCCUGUGGGUCAGCCGUCUCAGAAGAGGUAUGUACAGUAUUUUAGCGGCCUUCUUUCUGGGCAUAUCAAGAUCAACAACAAACCCCUGUUCCUUCACCAUGUCAUCAUGCACGGCAUCCCCAACUUUGAGUCCAAAGGAGGUUGUCGCCCUUUCCUCAAGAUCUAUCAGGCCAUGCAGCCAGUCUACACAUCUGGGAUCUAUAGUGUCCAGGGAGACAGCCAGACCAGUGUCUGCAUCACCAUUGAGCCAGGCCUGCUGCUGAAGGGGGACAUUCUGCUGAAGUGUUACCACAAGCACUUCCGAAGCCCACAGCGGGAUGUGAUCUUCCGGGUGCAGUUCCAUACAUGCGCUGUGCAUGACUUGGGAAUCGUCUUUGGCAAGGAUGAGCUCGAUGAGACCUUCAAGGAUGACAGAUUCCCAGAUUUUGGAAAGGUGGAGUUUGUCUUUUCCUUUGGCCCAGAAAAAAUCAAUGGGAUGGACCACUUGGAGAAUGGGCCCACUGUCUCAGUGGACUACAAUACCCAAGAUGCUCUAAUCCGCUGGGACUCCUAUGAGAACUUCAAUCAGCAUUGUGAGGACAAUAUGGAUGACGUCAUACACACCCAGGGCCCUCUGGACGGCAGCCCCUAUGCUAAGGUCCGCAAGAAGGAGUCCAUCGAGGACGCGGUCACUGCCAACGACCUCUUGCCCACCGCCACCGAACACGUCCUACCCACAGUUGACCACGCCUUGUCGGUGAGCAGCGACUCCGGCAACUCCACGGCCUCCAUCAAGACCGACCGCACUGAUGAGCCUGCCCCAGCAGCAGCAGCCCCAGCAGUGAGCCAGCCGCCAGCGGCCCAGGAAGAGGCCCCAGUCUCGGGCACGGUCCUGGCCGUCCAGCCCAUCAGUCCCCAGGAGAAGCAGGAGUUGGAGCAGCUGCUUAGUGGCCUGGAGGGCCCCAUGCAUUGCCAGGGCUACCUGUCCUCCCCAUCGGGCGGAGGUAUGGGGAUAGGACUAGGGGGAGGGGGAAUACUACACCUGGUGCCCGCCCAAGUUCAUGUGAAUGGCCACAACAGCAGCAUGGACAGAGAAACAGAUAUUCUGGAUGAUGAGGUGGAACUGCCCACCAGCCAGGAAGGUAACAGCAUGGAUAGCUUGGGCACUCUGUCAUCCCUGGAAGGGAGAGCCACGCCAGCAGACCUCUACUACCAGGCUGAGACAGUUAUCAACGGACAGGACAAGGUCCCCUAUCUAGAGAGGAGCAUCCCAGACGGUUCCCCGGAAAAGGGGGCAAUAGGCUCACAUGAUGUGGAUGCCCAGGUUCCCGUCACCUUAGUGCGUAGCCUCUGCUCAGCUCAGGAUGGGACAGGCGAGUCCAUCCCCCCGGCGAGCGAUUACAUUAUCAGCCAGAAUGGAAACCUGUAUCGCUCGCAGUCGUUCGGUGCAGAGCAGAAUCCCCUCCCCCGAGCGCCAGCACGUAACACCAGCAGUCGUAACGCCGUCCAACGUGGGCUCAACGUGUGGCAGCAAUAUGGCGUCCCAGAAGAGCCGGUGAUGGACGGGGUGUAUUUUGGCUCUCCUCCACCCUCCAUGCCUCUACAGAGCCACCACAGCAUGCCCCACUUCCCCCACCAGGAGACUGCCUCACAGCAGGAGAUUGAGCAGUCCAUUGAGGCCCUCAACCUCCUGAUGCUGGACCUGGACCCCGGCCGCCCGUUGGGGCAGGUUCCGAAGUCCCAGAGUGCCCCGGGGGAGAACAAGGAAGUGGUGACCACACAACCAUCAUUUUCCCAGUCCCAGGCCAGGCCCUCCUACCAGGCUGACUCAGCUAUCUCGGGAAGCCCUGUGCCCAGCCUAGCUCAGGUCAUGCUGAGGUCCUCCCCUUUCCAGCCAUCUACGUCUCCAGAGCCCUCUGCCAUCCAGAGACCAACAGCCAUCUACCAGCCUGGUCCCUCUGUAGCCCCCAUCCCUGGCUUCCCCACUGAACCUUCCAGCCAAGGGGCAGCCAGAACCAGCUCUCCCACCCAGGUCCCCAGUAGCGUGGGACAACUGCAGCUGAAACCCAUCAACAUGUACCCCCCUAGCACCAUGUUCCCGUCCCUGUCCCCGGAGCUCCAGGAGUCCCAACAGAGCCCUAGUGCCAAGUCCUCAUCACCCAAUCCCAGAGAUGCAGAGCCUGAUGAAGUGUUCAACGUGGAGGGCCUAGUUGCCCAGCGUGUGUCAGGUGUCCAGUCUUGUGGGACGUCAUUGGACGAGGCGUCGGCCCCGCCCCAUCACCGCAUCACCAGUGAGGGACAAUGCAUCAACGGCCACGACGAAAGCUCUUCCUACCAACCCCCGGUCCGCUCCCCUAUUCGUUGCGUCUCACCGGAGUUCGUCAACACCAUAGCGCUGAAUCCCGGGGGGCGGCCCAAGGAGAGACACAUCCACAGCUACAGAGAGGCCUUUGAGGAGUUGGAUGGAGGCCAAGUCAGCCCCACGCCCACUGUUGGUGGUGAGGUGUUCCCCCAUACCCCUGCCUUCCCAGUCUCGCCGCAAACCCCUUACUUCAACCUGUGCCAAGCUCGUUCCCCUCCAGGUCUGAUGAAGACCCCUCUCUCUGCCUUGGGCCUCAAACCCCACAACCCAGCUGAGAUACAGCUCAACCAGAGUGGAUCAGAGCCGUUGAGCUACGUGGAGUCAGUGGCCAGAUCCGCUGUGGCCGGCAGGGGACCAGCAGGACCCCCCGUGACCCUCACCCCCCCAGGAUGGACCUUGACUAGGCAGACGACCCCUGACCCCUCCCCAACCCUCAACCCCCUAUUGUCUAGCUGCAGCCCCAUCCACAGAUCAGAGGGAGAACACCCGUUGGCUGACAGCAGUGCGAUCAUCCCCUCGCAAGCGGCCAUUGACUCCAGCUUACGCUCCUUUCCUUCCGAGGGCACGUAUCCCAUCCCCUCCCCCAAACCUACUCCCAUUGCCACUCCCACCCCAUACCUCCAGGCCCUGGGCUCCCCAUCUUCCUUCCUUCAAGCCCUGGGAACCCCCACCUCCUCCUACCUGACCUCCAACUACCCCACCCUGUCUUACCUGUGUUCCCCCACCACCACACCCUCCUACCUGGGUCCCAGUGGCCUUAUGGGGAGCUAUGUCUCCCCGGAACCCAGCCCCCCCCCGCUCCAGCCAGAGGUAUCUGCCCAGGAAAGCCUUGUGGUCAUCCUCCCCUCGUCAGGAUCAGGAAGUCUCCACACACUGCAUCGUGACCUCAACACCUCAUCUAGCAUACCCUCCCUCCAACAUCGGCAACAGCCCACCAAUCAGUGCAGCCCUGUCAUGGGCCACCAGCCCUCUCCGGCCAAUGGCUUUGUGGAGUUUGGGAUCCCUGGGAUGGUAAUGACAGGAAGUCCCAUGUUGGGCCGCCACCACUAUAACCCAUGUGUGUCCCAGGGGACACAGUCUAGCCCAGUGCUGAGCCAACAACCGUCCCUGAUGCAGGCCUCCCAGGACAGCCCCAUGCUCAGUUGCCAGCCCUCCCUCACCUACAGCCAACCCAUCCAGUCCAGUAUCCACAGCAGUCCGGUGCUGGGCCAACAUCCCUCCCUCACCUACAGCCAACCCAUCCAGUCCAGUAUCCACAGCAGUCCGGUGCUGGGCCAACAUCCCUCCCUCACCUACAGCCAACCCAUCCAGUCCAGUAUCCAGAAUAGUCCGGUGCUGGGCCAACAUCCCUCCCUCACCUACAGCCAACCCAUCCAGUCCAGUAUCCAGAGCAGUCCGGUGCUGGGCCAACAUCCCUCCCUCACCUACAGCCAACCCAUCCAGUCCAGUAUCCACAGCAGUCCGGUGCUGGGCCAACAUCCCUCCCUCACCUACAGCCAACCCAUCCAGUCCAGUAUCCACAGCAGUCCGGUGCUGGGCCAACAUCCCUCCCUCACCUACAGCCAACCCAUCCAGUCCAGUAUCCAGAGCAGUCCGGUGCUGGGCCAACAUCCCUCCCUCACCUACAGCCAACCCAUCCAGUCCAGUAUCCAGAGCAGUCCGGUGCUGGGCCAACAUCCCUCACUCACCUACAGCCAACCCAUCCAGUCCGGUAUCCACAGCAGUCCGGUGCUGGGCCAACAUCCCUCCCUCACCUACAGCCAACCCAUCCAGUCCAGUAUCCACAGCAGUCCGGUGCUGAGCCGACAUCCAUCCCUCAUCCACCAGCAGGGCAAUGGUAGUAGUCCGGUGCUGGGCCGACACCCGUCCCUCGGCCAGAUGUCACAAUGCAGUCCAAGUCUGGACCGACACCCAAUGCUGCAUAGUAGCGGCUACACCACCCCGGACGAAAGGCAGGGCACCCUGUCUCGUCAGAGCAGCUCCUCUGGGUACAAUCCACCCUCCACACCCUCCUUCCCCGUCUCCCACGCGGGCUAUCUGGACGGGGGGAUGAUGAUGGGGGUAAGGCAGGGCAGUCCGGCCCCACAGGCUCAGCCCCACCUUCCAGAGAAGAGGCGAAUGUCCAGCGGGGAGAGGCCCAACGGGGGGCUCUCGUACGGGACACUGAAUGGGAAAGUGUCCUCCCCCAUGUCGAGUGGAGGCAGCACGCCCAGCACUAGCUACUUUCAUACACUACCGGACUUCUCCAAGUUUAACAUGACUGACGGGAGUCCAGAGACCAGGCUGAAUGUAAAGUUUGUUCAGGAUACGUCCAAGUUCUGGUACAAGCCUGACAUCUCCCGUGAACAAGCCAUCGGCCUGCUGAGAGAGAAGGAGCCAGGGGCCUUUGUCAUCCGGGACAGUCACUCCUUCCGAGGGGCCUAUGGCCUGGCCAUGAAGGUGGCCUCUCCUCCUCCUACUGCUCAGCAGUCCAAGAAAGCUGGUGACAUCACUAACGAGUUGGUGAGGCACUUCCUGAUUGAGACGAGUCCUAAGGGAGUGAAACUGAAAGGAUGUCCCAACGAGCCUUACUUUGGUUGUCUGUCUGCUCUUGUUUACCAGCACGCCAUGACUCCCCAGGCCCUGCCCUGUAAACUGGUCAUCCCUACCAGAGAUCUCCACCAGGAUGUCCCAGAUGUUGCCACGCCAACCAACCAGGCUGACUACCUCCUGAAACAUGGAGCAGGGCAGAGGGUCCGUGCUGACUCCCAUGCAUGCAAUGUGCUGUACAUCAACUCGGUGGACAUGGAGUCUCUGACAGGACCUCAGGCCAUCGCCAAGGCGAUCUCGGAGACGAUGGCCGCCGCGUCCCCGCCCACCGCCACCGUUGUGCACUUCAAGGUGUCGCCGCAAGGCAUCACCCUGACGGAUAACCAGAGGAAGCGUUUCUUCCGGCGCCACUACCCUAUCAACACUGUCACAUUUUGUGAUGUCGACCCUCAGGAGAGAAAGUGGAAUAAACCUGAUGGGGGCACGGCCAAGUUUUUUGGGUUUGUGGCUCGGAAGCAAGGAAGUACAACUGACAACGUCAGUCACCUCUUUGCCGAGAUGGACCCCGAUCAGCCCGCCAGCGCCAUCGUCAACUUUGUCUCCAAGGUGAUGAGCGGCUCGCAGAAACGAUGAGCUGACCUUUUGGCGACCCCUGGCUUUAAGUUUUUUUGGGGUUGUUGUUCUUUUUAACUACGGAGGAAAUAUAUUUCCUUUUUUUCUUUUGUGUAGUAUACGUUUAAUCUUAGGUUUCACCUCUUUCCUUCUGAUCUCGUCUUUUACCUGUGUGUGUGUGUCUCUGUGUGUGUGUGUGUGUGUCUGUGUGUCUGUGUGUCUGUGUCUGUGUCUGUGUCUGUGUGCGUGUUUGUUUGUUCUUGGAAGGACUCCUUCGUGGCGCUAACUAGGGGGAUAGAGGAAGUGCAGUUUGUGGGGUGUGGCUGUGUAAGAUGUUGGUUGUUGGCUAUGGGAGACCAUUGUGAUCUCUCUAGCAGGGUAGCACAACAACAGGAAGAGGAAAUCAUGUCAGUGAUGAUGUCAGUGAGUGUGACGCAUAAAAAAAGAGAAGAAGAAGUAAAGUUGUGUGAUGUAAAGAAGGGUGUUAAGCUGUCGGGUUUGGGCUGGUCAACCAAAGAGUUUUAAAAUGCAGCAACGUCACUGUCGGAAGGUAUGUUUGAGACCAUAUUUGGUUAAAAAAAAACAUUAAAAAAAUGCCUACUUUAUCAAAACAUUUACAUUUUAUCUUCUUUCUAUAUACAAGUAAAUACUGUAUUUAUUUUAUUCCUAAAAAGUUUGCGUCUUUGCUUUCUUCGCAAACCGUAUUCAAGGACAUUUUUGCAUGCUGGCGAGUUGAAUCAAUGUAAAUAUCACAGAGUGCUCUCAUGGUAGGGCGUGGAUGACUUGGGGCAUAAAAAUGUUGUUGUUGGAUUUUUUAAAGAGCUUUCUGUAGAGAAAUAAAAUAAAGACAAAAGUACAGUUGUUCUCUUCAGAACAACAGAACACAUCUGACUUCAGAACAUCUGUAUUGGUCUCCUCCGACUUCCACUGUUCUCGUCAGAACAACAGAACCCAUCUGACUUCCACUGUUCUCUUCAGAACAACAGAACCCAUCUGACUUCCACUGUUCUCUUCAGAACAACAGAACACAUCUGACUUCCACUGUUCUCUUCAGAACAACAGAACCCAUCUGACUUCCACUGUUCUCGUCAGAACAACAGAACCCAUCUGACUUCCACUGUUCUCUUCAGAAUAACAGAACCCAUCUGACUUCCACUGUUCUCUUCAGAACAACAGAACCCAUCUGACUUCCACUGUUCUCUUCAGAACAACAGAACACAUCUGACUUCAGAACAUCUGUAUUGGUCUCCUCCGACUUCCACUGUUCUCUUCAGAACAACAGAACACAUCUGACUUCCACUGUUCUCUUCAGAACAACAGAACACAUCUGACUUCCACUGUUCUCUUCAGAACAACAGAACACAUCUGACUUCCACUGUUCUCUUUAGAACAACAGAACACAUCUGACUUCCCCUGUUCUCUUCAGAACAACAGAACAGAUCCGACUUCCACUGUUCUCUUCAGAACAACAGAACACAUCUGACUUCCACUGUUCUCUUCAGAACAACAGAACACAUCUGACUUCCACUGUUCUCUUCAGAACAACAGAACACAUCUGACUUCCACUGUUCUCUUCAGAACAACAGAACACAUCUGACUUCCACUGUUCUCUUCAGAUCAACAGAACACAUCUGAUUCCACUGUUCUCUUCAGAACAACAGAACACAUCUGAUUCCACUGUUCUCUUCAGAACAACAUAACAUCUGUAUUGAUCUCCUCCGACUUCCAUCUUUUCCCCUCUUCUUCUGAAUGGUUGAAGGAUGGAGGAUAGAUAGAAGCUUGUCCAGUUUGGUCCAACUAUUCACCUACACAGUGGUAUUAGAACCCUUUAAUGACGCUGGGAGCUGGCGUCUGCUGUUACCCUUCUAGACCAGCCUGCAAUGCACCCCUCUAUGUAUACAUUUGGUUUUGGCUGAUUGGUUCCCCAUUGUGUGUCUACCAUUGACUAUCAUAAGUGCCACUCCUCUCCGCUGUGCAUGUAUAAGCAUCAUGAAAGGUCAGAGUUCACUGCUGAUUUUUGAAGAGCGGACAGGCAACGAGAGUCCAGGUUGCUAUGGCUACAGCAUCAAGCUCUCUCUCUUCUCCUUUGGAACAUUAAAAUGAUUCUACCCCUGCAACCGUAAAGAUUAGUAGAGAUUGGGAGAGGCCACUAUCUUUACAGAUCAGCCUGUCAAACGUGUAACACCCACAUCCUACCCACAAGUAAGAUAUAUAAAUAUAUACAGAUACAUAUAUAGAUAUAUAUAUAUAUAUAUUAAACAUGUUUCUUUUUUUGCUCUGUCACUCUUUUAACUCAUAUAAUAAUACAUUGACAUAUAUAGUCUAUACAUAAAGAUUACUGAGUGUCGUAAAAAAAAUGAUUUUAUACUUUGGCAAAGAUUUAUAAAUCAUGAGACUGAACUACAUCAAAAUAGAUGGUGUAAGGUAUAUGUAUUUUAAAGCUUUGCUUUAAAAAAAAUUCACUGCAUUACUUUGUUUAUGUUAUGAGUCUCUGUAUAAAGCAUCCUUUGGUAGGGGGGAGAAAGAGCGUCUAGCAAAGUUCUUUGUUGCAAAUUUGUGCCAACAUUUACAUUUUUUUGUCAAAAUAAACCUGCCUAAAAUGGAAUGGCCAGAGUUAAGCACUUAAACGUGAGAUAUCAAUGCACCUAUGUGUAGCUGUGUGUUCACUGCAUGUUUGGAGGCCAGAUAUUCUUUCCGUGACAACUUCCUCUAUCUAACAUCGCAGGUUUAGGGAAGCGCCACCGUAUUAAACUCUUAAGCAAUUAUUCAUUUUGUUAUGUAGGGCCUACUGCCCUCAUGUGGUGAACCAAAGUUUGACUAUCCAUUGUGUUUUUACUACAGUGUUUUAACUGUGAUUUCAGCAAUGACCUUCAAUGGACUAGCGAAACUCAAAUGGCUGAGUUUAAAUGAUUAUUUUCAGAAUAUGGAAGACAAGUAUUAUCUCACUUUUUUGUCCUUUAUGAUUUUGUGAAUGUCCUCAUUCAAUUGGAUUCUGUUUGGAGCAGAUUAGUCAUACCUCAAUGGUCAAAUCUACUCCAGUGAAAAAAGAACUAGCGUUUACACAUGGCAUUCUGUCAUGUCAAAAUACACACUAAAUAUUUGCUUGUCCACUUCUGUUAUCGCUUAAUGUUUUGUAUCAACUGGGUCUUUUGUUUUUAAGCUCCACUGGGUCUUCUUGGCAUCUGUACUCGUUCCAUUCUGUUCCAACCGUUCAUUCCUCUUCAAUGAGAAUCCCUUCAUUUUAAAUGAAUUGUAUUUAUUAUUUUGAUGAGUCUCCACUACUGUAAAACUUGACGAAAGCAUGGUUGAUUCUGCAUUUUUCUAUGAGAAACGUGUGAGAAAUGCUUGUCGGUUCAAUCCCCCUCUACCACAAAACGAAUGUCAGUCUCACGUUAUUUGGCGUGUAAGAAGUCUCUUCUGAUGUACAUGUGGCCACUUUGAGGAAAUAGCCUUAGAAUGUGUGCAUGAAUGUGCUACGAUGCCUGUACAGAACUGUAUGUAUUUUCAUUUGCUUUAUUGUAUGGCUUUUGUUUCUGAGAAGAAAAAAAAACAUAUUAAAAGUAAUUUGUGUUU
Molecule: messenger RNA, 10360 nt
Organism: Salvelinus fontinalis (brook trout)
Lineage: Eukaryota; Metazoa; Chordata; Actinopteri; Salmoniformes; Salmonidae
Product: tensin-1-like
Exons: 31
Coding region: 512-6808 (2098 amino acids)
Biological process (GO): fibroblast migration
Molecular function (GO): protein binding
Source: RefSeq, a predicted model, not a curated record